UACUUCCCAAGAGCCAUGAGACUUCUUCUGCUGGCUCUUCCUGUCCUUGCUUUUCUACCCGAAGUGAUCCCAGCUUAUAGCGGUGAGAAAAAAUGCUUGAACAGAUCGGGGCACUGCAGGAAAAACUGCAAAGAUGGCAAAGUGAUCCAGGAAGCCUGUAAAAAUCAUCGCAUCUGCUGUGUUCCAGACACCAAAGGUUACAGUCAAGAGGCCUCCAACAAUCAGGUCACUAAGUCAGUUCCCACAAUUGUGUAUGAUCUGUCCUCAGACUUUAUGGAUAUGCUUCAAACAAAUCUGACUGUAGACUACUCGCAAAUAAGAGAUGAUUUUGUGAAGAAAGAACCUAACAGGGAGCUGGAGACCUCUGUCCCUGAGGUUUAUCAAAGCACAUGA
Nannospalax galili (Upper Galilee mountains blind mole rat) is the source of this 393-nucleotide messenger RNA. RefSeq names its product defensin beta 118 (gene Defb118). Lineage: Eukaryota; Metazoa; Chordata; Mammalia; Rodentia; Spalacidae. Bases 16 to 393 code for a protein of 125 amino acids. The record is from RefSeq and is a predicted model, not a curated record. The transcript is spliced from 2 exons.